This is a messenger RNA of Colletotrichum abscissum, 1035 nucleotides long. Its product is annotated as Pex19 protein family. Gene Ontology annotation, biological process: protein import into peroxisome membrane. The coding region runs from base 1 to 1035 and encodes 344 amino acids. The transcript has 4 exons. Gene Ontology annotation, cellular component: peroxisomal membrane; peroxisome. Lineage: Eukaryota; Fungi; Ascomycota; Sordariomycetes; Glomerellales; Glomerellaceae. The record is from RefSeq and is a predicted model, not a curated record.
AUGGAGAAGGAUGGUAGCGCAGCCGGCGCCGGCAAUGCCGAGGCGAAACCCGUGGUACCGCCAGUGGAAGAGACGAAGCCUACAACUGUCGUUGAGGAUGUUCCUGACCCCGAUGAAGACGACUUGGACGACUUGGAUGACAUGCUCGAUGACUUUGCUGCCGUGAAUGUGGAACCGAAGAAAACAGCACAACCUGCUGCGUCAGCUGCGAGAACCACCGCGGCUGGGCCAGGUAGACCCGCGACAGCUGUGGAAGAUGAUUCUGAGGAUAAGACACUGGAAGAGAUGCUAUCUUCCGACGAUUUCGCUAAGCAGCUCCAAGCCGGCAUGGCUGACCUGAUUGGAGAAUUUGAGAAGAAUCCCGAGAUGCAAGCGCAAUUCGACAACGUGUUUAAGCAGAUUAGUGAAGCUGCGGCAGGAACGGAAAACCUUGCCGAAGGCACGACCGGAGCAAAAGCGCCGACACCGCUAGCAUCAGCCUCAUCUUCAAGCAAAGUUCCCGUUUCCGACCCCAUUGCCGACGGUUCCUUCCAGGAGACUAUCAAGAAGACCAUGGAACGCAUGCAAGCAUCAGGACAACAGGCGACUGCAGCGGCGGCAGAGUCAUCUACCGAAGAUUUCCUCGCAGAGAUGAUGAAGCAGCUCGGAGAGGGCAACCUCGAAGGCGGCGGUGGCAACGAGGAGGAGUUCUCAAAGAUGCUCAUGGGCAUGAUGGAGCAGCUCACUAACAAAGAAAUCCUGUACGAGCCUAUGAAGGAGCUCAACGACAAGUUUCCCGAGUGGUUAGCAAAGAACAAGGAAAAGACGCCAGCAGAGGAUCUCAAGCGGUACGAGGAGCAACAAGCGCUAGUCAAGGAGAUCGUGGCCAAGUUCGAGGAGAAGACGUACGCCGAUUCCAACGCGGCGGACAGAGAGUACAUUGUGGACAGGAUGCAAAAGAUGCAAGCUGCUGGCUCACCUCCGUCUGAUUUGGUCGGUGAUAUGCCAUCAGCGCAAGAAGCUUUCAGUGCAGACGAGGGCUGUAAUCCCCAAUAA